AUCUUGUCCUUAGCAGUCUUCCUCAAUGAGCUUGUAGUCCUUGUUUCUGCUGAGGAAGUAGAUCUCGGAGUCUCACACACACUCUUUUUCACCAUCCACACCAAAAAGAGUUUUGAAGACGAAAGCUGACACUUUCUCUGUUCCUUCCUGCAACAUUCACAGAUCCACAACCUUUAUCUCUUUUUUUUCUUUUUUUCUUUUUUUAAAUCUGUGGAAUUUGGAGUUUCACUUGGGAUAAAAUCUUUCGGCCAUUUUUCCAAUGUCGUGGCUCACGGCUUUGGCUUUUCUGCUCGGUGUUUUGAGCUUCGUGGGCAUCGAAGCCUCGAUCCAUGAGUACGCCGCAGUGAGAUUCGCGCCCAAAGGAAACGCCUUUGUGGUUCAUGGAGGUAGCGAGGGGAUUUACUCUUCCACCGCUGCUCUAAAUGACACCGAUGUCUCUGCAAAUGGGGACUCUUUCAUUCGCUUUGACAAAGUUACAUUUCGGAGAACCAAGGAAUCUGCAAACUUCAGCUCUGGAUCUGUCAAUGCCAUUAUAUUUGAGGUGGAAGAUAGAGAAACAAUUGGAGGUUCAGCCUAUGGUGGUCAAAGAGCAGUAUGCUGCACUGGAGAUCUUGCAAAGCUGGGUGUGUGUACAGAAGGAGAAGUCAUUCGCCGUCCGUCCAGUAAGAAUCCAGGUUGGCCCCAAGUAUUUGGUGUCUCAUUUGACACUGAUGAAGAAGUUGCAACAUUGCCAACAAAUUCCAUACAGAUUACAAAAACUGGGAUGUAUAACCUCUAUUUCAUUCAUUGUGAUUUGAGGCUUAAGAAUUUGGUCAUAGAGGGAAAGACAAUAUGGAAAAAUCCUACUGGAUACUUACCUGGUAGAAUGGCACCCCUUAUGAAUUUCUACUGGUUCAUGUCCUUUGCUUUUAUACUUCUUGGAAUCUUUUGGUUCUCACAAUAUGCAAGAUUCUGGAAAGAAGUUCUUCAACUGCAGAACUGUAUCACUCUAGUAAUAACGUUGGGCAUGUUUGAGAUGGCUUUCUGGUAUUUUGAGUACGCUGGAUUCAACAAGACUGGAAUUAGGCCUACUGGGAUAACUUUAUGGGCAGUCACCUUUGGGACUGUUAAACGUACUGUUGCACGUUUGAUCAUAUUAAUGGUUUCAAUGGGCUAUGGUGUUGUUAGGCCUACCCUAGGUGGUCUUACAUCAAAGGUUAUUAUGCUUGGAGCGACCUUCUUCUUGGCAUCUGAAAUUCUUGAAUUGGUGGAAAAUGUUGGUGCAGUCAGUGAUCUUUCAGGGAAGGCAAGGCUGUUCUUUGUUCUUCCUGUGGCAAUGUUGGAUGCUUUCUUCAUUCUUUGGAUAUUUACUUCCCUCUCUGCAACAUUAAAUAAGCUUCAGGCUAGGAGAAUGUUGGUUAAACUAGACAUUUACAGGAAGUUUACAAAUGCUUUGGCAGUAGCAGUUUUAGUUUCUGUGGGUUGGACAUGCUAUGAGCUCUAUUUCAAGUCGAAUGAUGUUUACAAUGAGAAGUGGCAGGAGGCAUGGAUCAUCCCUGCCUUCUGGCAAGUCCUAUCUUUCUCUCUCCUAUGUGUCAUCUGUGCUCUUUGGGCACCCUCUCAGAACUCUAUGAGAUAUGCAUACUCUGAUGAUGCGAGUGAAGAGUUUGACAAGGAUGAUACGAAUUUGACACUCAUCAAACCAUCAUCAGUGCCUUCUAACGAUGUUCGAACUGCACCCGAAGCAAGACCACUACAAGCCAAUAAUGGAUUAUCAAAUGGUGAUUUAGAAGAAGACAAGACAGAGUAAAAGUUGAAACUGAGUUGCAAUAUAUUGUUAUCAGUGUAACAAUCUCCAAUUGCUUCUAUUGUUCUAUACUAUACUACACUAAAUACCGGGGGAGGGGAGAGCAGGAGCCAUGACAGGGAAAGUUCCAUUUUUAGAUUGUGCCAUGUUAGCUUUUCGUUAAAUUUCUUCCUUUUUGUUACUUUUUUGUCUCCAUGUAUUUGUUUAUUUGGUUAUUAAAUUGAAUAGCAGUGCCCCUUUGUGUGAUAAAAAAGGAAAAUCAUUGGAGAUUACUAAGCUCA
Molecule: messenger RNA, 2067 nt
Organism: Ziziphus jujuba (common jujube)
Lineage: Eukaryota; Viridiplantae; Streptophyta; Magnoliopsida; Rosales; Rhamnaceae
Exons: 5
Coding region: 260-1789 (509 amino acids)
Biological process (GO): transport
Cellular component (GO): Golgi apparatus; membrane
Source: RefSeq, a predicted model, not a curated record